Molecule: messenger RNA, 465 nt
Organism: Macadamia integrifolia
Lineage: Eukaryota; Viridiplantae; Streptophyta; Magnoliopsida; Proteales; Proteaceae
Product: polyubiquitin-like
Exons: 1
Coding region: 1-465 (154 amino acids)
Biological process (GO): protein ubiquitination; modification-dependent protein catabolic process
Cellular component (GO): nucleus; cytoplasm
Molecular function (GO): ubiquitin protein ligase binding; protein tag activity
Source: RefSeq, a predicted model, not a curated record
AUGCUUGAAGUGAAGAGCUGUAAUACCAUUGAUGAGAUAAUUGGGAUGAUUCCACAAGAGUAUAUGAUUAGUAGAGGAAUUCUCAAUCCACAUUGUCUCUUCCUCGGUGAAACUCGACUGAAGAAUGAGCUAACUCUAGCACAUUAUGACAUUGCAUCAAGGGCGUUCCUCCCAUUGGGAUGCAAUAUUCAAGUUAAUGUUGGCAUUCCAAGUGAUGAAGUGAUCUCAGUCGAUCUAAAACCUAUGGAUGUAAUAGGUACCGUGAAGGAGAAGAUUGAAGAUUUGUCUGGAAUUCCAUGGCAGCAACAGACCCUCACCUACCUUGGAGAUGAAGUUGAUGAUUUUUAUACACUUGAAGAUUAUGAACUUCAUUUAGGGAGUCUUUGGAAUCUAAGGUGGCAAUUUGGAGGCAAUAAUUGGUCCUUCUUUUGGCCUACUUAUGGAGUUAAACUCCAAAAUCUUUAG